AUGCAGCAGAACAGUACGGUCAAGCCCGUUCGAUUCUUAACGCGGAAACACGUAUUUCCAACAAACUUGGAAAAAAUGAACGUGAAACGCGCUGUCCAGCUUCUGUCCACACCGGUGUCAGCAGCCCUAAAAUGUCUUCAAGAACAGGCUGGCCAUGCCUGUGACCUCAGCUUUGCGAAUGCUGCUUCCACCAUAAAAUUCAUGGAAAUCAUUCACCGCUGGUUCCUGCUCAUGGACGUGAGUAACUGUACACAGCAUAUCCACCAGAAUCGGCCUGAAUGCAAAGAGUACCGCCAUACCGGUGAUGAGCGCCUUGGCUGGCUAGAAGACGAUUUCCUCAGCUACCUUAACACCAUGAAGAAAGAAAGCACAAAAAAGCAAUUCCUAAGCCAGGAGACUUAUGAAGGCCUCGUAUUCACCACGCUGUCGAACGUCAACUGCGUACGGUACCUUCUGGAGGAAUGUUCCUUUAAGUUUGUGCUCACACGAAAAAUGUCGUCCGACCCAAUCGAGUCUUUCUUCGGGUGGCUCAGGAAAUCUUCUGGAAGCAAUGACCAGACCGAUGCCAGAACUGUUGUCUCAGGGAUAGAAAAGGCUCUCGUGACAGGAAUAAUUUCAGUGUCUGCAAACAGUAACGUCCUGCACGACGACAGCACCAUCUCGGACGUUACGCUCCCUCAUGGAGCACUCCAAGAAAUCGUAUCGAGUCGUUUCCCACAGCAGGCCUGUCAAGCACUCGAACGAAGCCUGUCGAACCCUCAACGACGUCUUGCUACUCCCGACGACGCAGCCUUGUCAAUGGUUGGAGGGUACCUUGCGCGCUGCGUAAAGGAAAAGCUCGACUGCGACCUGUGCUUUGCUAUGCUCGUGAAACCACAGUCUUGUGCUCCAGCUGACAGACUAAUUCACCACCAAGACCGGGGCGGCCUCCUGUACCCGUCCUAUAGCUUAAUGCACAUCCUCUUUGGUCUGAAAGACUUCAUAGAGACAUUCCUCAGCUGUAGGGGUAGGAAGUUAAAAUCACCACUUCAGCAAGCUGUUAACAACGCAGUGGAUGUCCUCACAGGACGCGACGAGCUUAAGUGCCCUGCUUCCGAGCAUCACAGGCGUUUACUAACCAUGCUGUGUACGAAGUUCUUCAGACCAGUCCUAACAAAUUAUGCCAUGACUGUCACGGACAAAUGCGAUCUGGCAAAGAUCUUCUUUGCGAAGCCGAUUUCGAGGAAGGCACUCAAGGUCUAA
This is a messenger RNA of Ornithodoros turicata, 1242 nucleotides long. RefSeq lists its product as uncharacterized. The transcript has a single exon. NCBI's taxonomy places the organism in Eukaryota, Metazoa, Arthropoda, Arachnida, Ixodida, Argasidae. The record is from RefSeq and is a predicted model, not a curated record. Bases 1 to 1242 code for a protein of 413 amino acids.